Molecule: messenger RNA, 795 nt
Organism: Brenthis ino (lesser marbled fritillary)
Lineage: Eukaryota; Metazoa; Arthropoda; Insecta; Lepidoptera; Nymphalidae
Source: the annotation of a GenBank genome assembly
AUGAGCUGGACUAAGAUUGAAAUUGAUUCGGAAAUCGAAAGUUCAUGUAAACGGGAACGUCUGUACUGGAACUCAGAAAAUACGAUGAAACUUAUCGAAAUAUUCGAAAAGGACUGCAAAGAGCUAUGGGAUAAUAAACACCCAUCAAACAAAGACAGAGCAGCGAGACAAGCAAAACACGAGUAUCUUGCGAGCAUAUUCGGUACCACUGCUGAGGAAAUAAGUAGAAAAUUACAUAAUCUAAGGACGCAAUUUAAUAAUGAAUUGAGAAAGAUAAAGCGAAAGCAGGCGGGGAGUGAGGGGGCGCAGGGGAGCAGCGGGUGGGAGUAUUUCGACGCCCUGUCGUUUCUGAUGCGAGAACCCUCUACCGACCCCAAUGACACCAUCGAUGGAGUUAAUUUGGCGCUGGCAGAAUUUCAAGCAGAUGAAGAAAUGGAGUUUGGAACACGUGCUCGCCUUUCUGUAACUACCUCGCCUCAGAGAACAAGAAAACCCGGUUUAUUGAGGGUAGCUGCUUCUGCACCUCCACCCUUACCUCCAAGUGCACAUCCGAUGAUGUGGCCUGAAGAGCCUCAACCACGGCUCCGACCUGGAAUUGUUACUGAUGAAUGUCAGGUAUUUGGUGACUUCGUAGCAUCAGAACUCCGCACGCUCCGAUCAGAUGAAUCUCGAAAGCGAUUAAAGAGGAUCAUACAAAAAGCAAUCCUCCAAAUAGGCGAAGAAGAAGACGUAAAUAUUAUUACAGAUAGCAACGAGCCAAACGUGGAAUAUCUAGACGUCUUCAGAAAUAAAAAG